Messenger RNA from Brassica napus (rape), 1237 nucleotides. RefSeq names its product syntaxin-31. Gene Ontology annotation, cellular component: endomembrane system; SNARE complex; Golgi membrane. The transcript has 6 exons. Lineage: Eukaryota; Viridiplantae; Streptophyta; Magnoliopsida; Brassicales; Brassicaceae. The record is from RefSeq and is a predicted model, not a curated record. Bases 102 to 1124 code for a protein of 340 amino acids. Gene Ontology annotation, biological process: endoplasmic reticulum to Golgi vesicle-mediated transport; intracellular protein transport; vesicle fusion. Gene Ontology annotation, molecular function: SNARE binding; SNAP receptor activity.
CUGUUCUAGUGUCUCUUUCUCUGGGAAAUGAAAUGGAGCUUACCAUCUGAGGAAACUCAAAUCAUCAAAGCUUUGGCCGGCGAUCCUGAAUCCAAUUAACGAUGGGAUCAGCGUUCCGUGAUCGCACGGCGGAGUUUCGUUCACUCUCCCAAACGUUGAAGAAGAUCGGAGGGGCGAUUCCGUCCGUUCAUCAAGCCGAAAGUGAUCCGACAUCCUCCAAACGGUCUUCGCCGGGAUCUUCGAGAUCUGAGUUCAACAAGAAGGCUUCCCAGAUCGGUCUGCGUAUCCACGAAACGUCUCAGAAGACUGCGAGGCUGGCUAAAUUGGCAAAAGAAUCGUCAAUUUUCAAUGACCGGACUUUGGAGAUACAGGAGCUGACCGUGUUGAUCAGGAACGAUAUCACGGGGCUGAACAUGGCUCUCUCUGAUCUGCAGACCCUUCAGAACAUGGAGAUCGCCGAUGGGAGCUAUUCGCAUGACAAAGUCAGUCACUACACAGCUGUUUGCGAUGACUUGAAAACCAGACUCAUGGGAGCUACAAAGCAGUUUCAAGACGUUCUAACUGCAAGAUCAGAGAACAUGAAGGCUCAUGAAAACAGGAAACAACUCUUUUCCGCAAAAAACGCAGCAGUAGAUAAUCAGAGUAAUGCAAAAGCUGUACCUGAGCCUCCUCCUUGGUCAAGUUCAUCAGUUUCUUCCGGGAAUUUACAACAACAGCCACUAUUACCGCCAUCAAACAGUGGAGCUCCUUCAGGUAGCCAGCUUAGACGCAGAUCUGCUAUUGAGAAUGCACCAUCGCAGCAAAUGGAGAUGUCUAUGUUACAGCAAACAGUGCCAAGGCAGGAGAGUUAUAGCCAAAACCGAGCUGUUGCGCUUCACAGUGUGGAAUCAACGAUAACAGAGCUCAGUGGAAUAUUCACGCAUCUAGCUACCAUGGUCACUCAACAGGGAGAGCUAGCUAUCAGAAUCGAUGAUAAUAUGGAUGAAUCGUUAGUUAACGUAGAGGGAGCACGCAGCGCUCUUCUGCAGCAUCUCACUAGAAUUUCGUCUAAUCGAUGGCUCAUGAUCAAGAUCUUCGCUGUUAUCAUAUUGUUCCUCAUUGUUUUCCUCUUCUUUGUGGCUUGAAACAGUUACCUUUAUAUAUUUUUUGAUCUUGUUGCAUCAAAAACAAAGCGAAAGGUUACAUCUAUACACAUGUUAAAGUUUGGAAGCUUCAAGAGUUCAAAAAAGUUUGAAUU